ACACGGUAAUACGCCGUGCAACUCCACACGCACAGGUGUAUUACAUAAGAAUCGAAAAGAGAGAUGCGCGCGUGUGUGUCCGUACGUUCUAUAAAACCGAGCAUCGUUCCAGUGCCACUAAACAUUACCGAGACUGUUGCGGCACCGACGUCGGGUACAUUGAUUUUUCUAGCCGUUCCUGGUUUACUUUACGAGUUUACCGUCGCGACGUUAUAGCCGCUCUUAUCGCCGUCGUUGCACUUGUUUUCAUCUUUCGCUAGGUUUCCAUGUUUCGUAUGUGAACGAAUAAAAUCGUGAAAACGUCGAUCGUCGAAUUCGUUCACCGUUGCUUGUAGACCUACAGCGGAAACGCGGAUCGAGGACACGCCAAACUUAUACAACAAUAUAAGUAGUGCAUGCGACGAUAGAACAGGCCGCAGCGGGAUGGGAUGGGGUUGGUUGGAUUGGAAGACGUUGCGCAGCGAGGGUGAAGUAGUUGUAGCUGUGGCUUUGCUGCUGCCGCUACCGGAAAUCUAGCGGGGCGUGGGUGAUGGAUGCAGAAGUAGAAAGAAAGAGAGGGAAACUGGGCAGUAGCGUGGAAAAGGAGAGCGCAGGAAGCAUCGACCAGUCUAUGUGUAUCGUCCAAAGUUGGGUAAAAAUGUGGGGAAGAGCUGGCAUGGCAGCCGUGAUGGUUCUCUUCUCGGCCUGCAUCCUGGACUUGGUUCGUUGCGAAGGAAGCAUCCCGGAUGUUGGUUCAAGCGACACCGAGGCGGAAAAUAUUCUGGAGCGCGGCACUGCGUGGCUGUGGAGCCAGCGCGACAAGGAUGCAGGUUGGGGAAACGACACUCACCGAGUUCUGUUGGUGGUUCGAUUGGGCAACCUUUCGCGGGAGGAUAACGUAGCGCCUCCGGUGCCGCUCGAGUUACAGCUGAGCAGCAAACAAAUGGAGCUGGAGAUAGUGCUGCUGCUUUGGAGGCACAGGGAAAUUAGCUUUUCACCGGUACAACUGGCACGUUACACGCUCGCGUUGAACGCGAUGUGUACGGACCCGAGGCAGUUCCAUGGUCACGAUCUGAUUGGGACGCUUCAACACCAUGAACCGCCGACCGACUACGAGUUCGCCCUCACAACUUUGGCGGCGUGUAACGCGCAAGCUCACGUGCGAAAGAGGCAGAUACGCCGGUUGCUGGACAUCGCCACCGCCGCCCAGGAUCAUAACGUCGAUACCGUGGCAAUGGUUAUCUUGGCGUUGAAGUGCAUCGUCCAGGAUCACAGACACCGGAAUCUACAUCACUUUAUGCGCAAACCGUCGGUCGGCUUGGCGCAGCAGCAAAGGUUGGACGGCAGUUUUGGAGAUCUGCGGACCACGGCUUUGGUGAUGCAGGUUCUAGAGGAAGCGGAGAACGAGUCAGCGGACAAUUGGAACAGAUCCGCUGUUCUGGCAUGGUUAACCAGUCAGCAGAGACCCGACGGUUCUUUCGGGGGUGACGUUCGUGCGACCGCGGAAGCGCUUCUUGGCGUGACCCCGCGGGGUCUGGCGAGCAUCAGGUCUCUCGAUUGCGGCCAAGGGCUCGCCGACACUUCGCCACCGCGACUCACCACCAUCGGCAACAGCAACGGCAAUGUUAACCUUAAUGGUAACGGCAACGGUGAGUCCAUUCGAUUUUCCCUUGUAGGGGACGGUAGUGUCGGAAAUAAUGGUAACGGCGGCAACAGCACUAGCAACGGGAACAACGGUAAGAAUGGUAACGCCGGUAGCAAGGAAAACAAUAAUAACAGCAACGAAGGAAGUGCGGGGAACGCUUUGAACACGACCAACACGGACACAGGCGUGAUUGUCGGUACUACAGCGCCUGUUAUGGUCAACGUCUCUUACACUCUGUGGGUCGGCAGCGAUGUGAAGGAGAUGUACAAUUUGACGGUGACAGCGCCGAGAAACGAAACGUUUUACGAAGUAAUGCUUCUCGCCGCGGAUAUGUCGCCGCAUUUUCAGUUUGUCGCAACCGAAUGGCCGAAUGGACAUUACGUCCACACGAUAGCUAGCUACAUGGAGCAGCCAGUGUCCUACCACUACUGGCUGCUGUACCGGCUCCCAUCUCCUCCGGAUCCUGCUACGCCGCCGGGCAAUCAACUGGUUGCCCCUGGAGGCGUCGACGAUCUGCAAAUCAGCGAGGGUGAACACUAUCUCUUCUGGUAUAAGAGGCUAUAAGAAGCAACGAAGCAUCGACGCGCGACGUAAGAAACAGUUUCGAAAUAUAGAAGAAAACAGAAACAAGCGAAUCGCGCGAGCGAAACCGAACAAACGAAGAGAACAAAGAAUAGAAAUUCCUAGUCGCUCGAAAACGAAAGCUCGCUCUACUCACUGCCAUCGCCAAGCGUGCACGGGAACGCGUGCACCACGUUUUCCAGGAAUAGUUCCGUACGGAGCCCUCGUACGCCAACUUGUUCGGAAGAUGCCGAAGACGUAGAGCUGGCAGUGACAGUUCUGAAACUCUGCUCCGAUAGGGUCACCGAUUCGCCGGGAUCGGUUAAACGCUAAACAUUUCGACUUACAUGGUGUGCCCGAAACGUUCGGUGAUUGGUGUUAGACGACAAACGAAACAGAAGACGUAAACGAACAACCUUUACUGUCCACCAAAAUAAUCUCUACCCAACAGGACACCCUAUGGCAACGCGUGUAAAAACUCCCGCAAACUGUCAGCAGAGGGCUUUCUAGGAAUCAAUCGCAGAAUCGCUGUCGCAAUGUCCCCGAAACGUGUCCUUUAAUCAGUUCACUGUGGAAUUCAGUUUCAAACAAUCCUUCGUGGGUUGUGUAAUAAAUCAACCAGUGACGAGUAUACGCGUCGAACGCAGGGCAGAUGCUCCUACAUACAUUGGAAUGAAAAGCUGAAGAGAAAUGAACAAAAAUUACAUGUUCAUUCGAGGAAAUAAGUAUUUGAUUGUUGAAGAAGUUACUGUUAUUUUGGGUUUCAAGAUGGCGUGCGUACUCGUCAAACACAGUCGACUGGUUAAUGGCAUUUUUCAGGAGAGGAAAUAGGAAUGUCCUGCAGGAGCUAGGUCAGAGAAAUAUGAUGGAUAAUUUUCAUGAAAGAUGCACUGCUUGUAGACCCGUAGGCCAUUUGGGAAAGUGUUCUUUCUGUUUGCACGUCUGAGAAGAGUCGUGAAAAGGCACGUUUUGGGUAUGUGUUAGCUGUUCAAGAAGGCGUGAUAGAAUUCCGUGAUCGAUUUCUAAAAAGGUUUUUGAUGACAGUCUCUAGGAGCUUUAUACAGGUUGCCAAAAGUGUGCUGAGUUGGAUGAGGAUUACUCUAAAAGGACAGUAAAGGUAAUUUGUUUAUAUGCUCUGUUUUGGUUGUUUUCUGACAGCAUUCGUCGGAUUUUUAGGACGCACCCUGUAUAAUGAAAGAGGAACUGACGCGCAUGUUGAUGGGACGACGGAAUAAACGCCAUGCGUAUCGUAUCCUAUCGUAUCGUAUCGUACCGUAUCGUACCGUAUCGUAACGUAUCGUAACUUAAGCUAAAUGCAUAACAUUUUCUAUGAAACUGCAAUGCACAACCACGUUGUACCUAUUUAAUGAUAUGGCGAUAUCGUAUCGACGAACAACGUAUCAAUUGAUAUUUAAUAAAUCCCGCAUCUAUACGUAUUAGCAACUUAACCCGCUCCUUAAUCUCUUGCUGCGUGUAUUGCUUUACAACGAUCGAUUACUUGCGCUAACGAGCAAUAACGAAUUCCUCCAAGGACAUAUAUGUUUCGAUUCAACGUUUUACCAUGAGUUGCCUAACGUCGCAAUGUGUACGGUCCUUUUUUUUGUCACUUUAAACUAAUAAAGUAUGAAAUUAUCAAAUUGCGUUUGGUGUAAUUUCCCUUUGGGCGUCGACGUUUGUUCUUGGACAAGGGGAAGUUGGGUUUUAGGGAUCAUUGAUCGAUGGAUCCAAGUUAUUCUAAGUCCUUAAAUGUUCAUGUCGUGUAUACUCGUCGUGAAGAGAUGACAAUUUUUUCGUUUUAUGUCGAGUAUACACGUCGCGAAGGGAUAGCAGCUUUUUCUUUUAUGACGAGUAUACUCGUCAUAAAAAAAUUACAAUUAUUCGUUUUACCCGGCGACGAUUAUACCCGUCUUGAGGGAAUGGCAAUUUAUUUUAUGUCGGCUAUACUCUUUAUUGAGAAGAAAAAUUUGCUUCCGUUAUUUAAAGUAAAAUUUAAGCAAAACAAGAAAGAUAUUCGUCAUUUUGAAAUAACCACAACUAAACAUUAGUAAAUAAAAUGCAACGGUUAAGUUAAUAAAUAACAUAUUAAUGAAUCAACUAUUUCAAUCGGUAAUUUUUCCGAUCAGAAUAUUAUUCUACUUUACAAAAAUAAAUUAAAUUUUUGAUAUUUCUCUUCCAGAUAUUUCAUUAUUUAAUAUUAAAAUAUUUAUAAUUCGAAAUAUUGAUUGUUUAUUCGUUUAUGAAUUAAUCGUACUGUAAAUUCUAUAAAUAAUGUUAAUGAAUCUUUAACCGGGAAAGACACAAAUUUUCUGAAAAAUCCAAUAAAAAGAUUUGCUAUUUUGUUAUACAUACUACACUUUUAUUUUAUAGCCAGUAAACUCAUUCUAUUCUUGACGAGUAUACUCGUCAUCGCUUAAAAAUAAGUAGGCACAUAGGUAUACGUUUUUAAAAAUAGGUGAAACACUUAAAGGGUUAACAACAAAAGUGGGAAGCGCAUUAUACGUAGACUACAACGAAUUUUCUCUUUGCUUCGUGUUAGUCGAUGCCUUUAUUCCAUGAAAUAUAUCGGUUCUCGCACAAUCGUGCGAAAUCUAUAUGCACAGUGACACAUAUAUUUGUUCAUAUAAUCUUUACAUAACAAUUAUACCUACUAAGUGAUUAUAUAUAUAUAUUUCUUUGUCUUCGUUACUCUCUCAUUUUCUAUCCUUCUGUGAUAUAUUUUUGUUAACUCUUAACUACUGAGGUAAAUAAGAGUUACAAUGCAAUAUGCACUUUAAUCAUGCAAUAACAGCAUUGUUUUGGUAAAAUGAAAAAAAGUAUUAUUUGUGAUUUUCCCUAGCCCUCUAUAAAUCUGUGUGACUCUGAAGUUACAUUUCAAUAUAUUGGCAUCUUGUUAAUUUAUUUCAUUGUGCAUAGUAAAGUACCGAAUAAAAUUAGGUAAUUAAUUAACUUAAACUUUUACAUGCUCAGAAGUGGAAGUUCAAAAUCAUUGUAAUUAAAAAAUUACAAGCUAUAUUCGUUGUAAAACGAUUAUUAAAACUAUUAAAUUCAUUGUUAAUUUGUAUUUAUAGGUUGAUAUUUGUUAAUUUUAUACUGCAUUCGGAAAAAUAUUCGGCCUAUAGUGGAAAUGUAUCUUCCUUAUCAAUUAAAACAGAAAAAUAAGUUAACAAUACUUAUUCUAAUCAGAUUUAUUCGUGAAUUUCUCUGAGACACAUUCCAUUGAUAAAUAUCCUUCUUUGGUCCCUGGGACCAACAUCGGUAGUUAAGGGUUGAUUUUAAUUUAAAGUUCGAAUUCAACCACAUUAUUAAAUAAUGCACCCUUUUGCGAACCGUGAGUCACUGCAUGUGCAUAUGUACUUAUGUAUCGUAUUCUAAGCACACGGUCAAUAAUAAUAAUUGGACGAUUAAACAGCGAGAAUCAACAUACUAAUUAACCCUCGUAUGGCGAAUACAGGGUUAAUCAUCGGAAGUAGCAAUAAUACGUGCAAAAUAAAAUAUGCGUUAAAUUCAAGGGGGUGAUCUCAUUUUUAUUAAUGAAAAGUAUGGAUCCUUUGACAUUUUUUGUAACGAAAACUAUAAAUGUUAUUUAGUUAAAACUUUGCAUGUGAUUUGAUUAUACUUUUAUCAAGUCUCACGAAUUCUUUCAUUUCAAGUUAUUCGAAAAUGUAGUUUCUACGGCGCAUAGAUCGAAAUUUUAUUCAUUUAUCAGUUGACAUGAUUACAAGAAAAGUUAUUAAUUUGAGAUCUGUUUGCUAAAAAAGAGUUCCUUUAUUGUCACAGACAAGAUAAUAAUGUGUAUACUUAUUUUUUAAGUAACAAGAACUCGGAAAUUUUUGUUAGUAAAAUCGUACAUUUCAUUUUGAACAGAUACCACUUUUCAAGAAAUAUCUUUUUUAUGUUGAGUGUAGGACAAAUGAUAGCUAUGUGUAUACGAUACAGGGCUUUGAGAAAAUCUUUCAUUUUAGUUGCUAUCAAAGUCAGAAGAAAUUCACGAAACUUAAUGAAAGUAUAGUAAAAACACAUGCUAAAUUACAGCUAACAGACAUUCAUAAUUUUUUCAAUGAAAAACUAUCGAAGAGUCCACAUUUUUCAUCGAGAAAAAUGAGAUUUCUCCUUAACGUGUAAUUCCUGCUUGAAAUCUACGUACAAAGGGAACGUAUCAUGGGUCGAAAUGAUGCUUCGUUAUCCAAUAGUUAGUAACAUUUCAAUAACUUUUGCUGCCUACUUAGGAUCGUUGUGGUCAAUCGUACAGUAAAUACGCACUAGCAGAUAUCGAAAUUUAGAAUUAUUUUUUGAUACUACGCUAGAAAUGUUUUUAAGGCAUAACUUUUUUUGUGAACCCUAUGUAUUGAAUAUAGGAUAUUCCGAAUAAAAU
Molecule: messenger RNA, 6557 nt
Organism: Nomia melanderi (Alkali bee)
Lineage: Eukaryota; Metazoa; Arthropoda; Insecta; Hymenoptera; Halictidae
Source: RefSeq, a predicted model, not a curated record